Messenger RNA from Erinaceus europaeus (western European hedgehog), 948 nucleotides. RefSeq names its product olfactory receptor 5B2-like. Gene Ontology annotation, molecular function: odorant binding; G protein-coupled receptor activity; olfactory receptor activity. Gene Ontology annotation, biological process: sensory perception of smell; G protein-coupled receptor signaling pathway. The record is from RefSeq and is a predicted model, not a curated record. NCBI's taxonomy places the organism in Eukaryota, Metazoa, Chordata, Mammalia, Eulipotyphla, Erinaceidae. Gene Ontology annotation, cellular component: membrane. Bases 4 to 948 code for a protein of 314 amino acids. The transcript has a single exon.
CUAAUGGAAAACCAGACAGCCGUAACAGAGUUCUUCCUCCUGGGGCUCACCGAUGCCCCAGAACUGCAGAUGCCACUCUUUAUAGUGUUCACUCUCAUUUACCUCUUCAAUGUGGUUGGAAACCUGGGGAUGAUCCUUUUGAUUUUCACUGACUUUCGUCUCCACACUCCUAUGUACUUCUUCCUCAGCAACCUUUCUCUGGUGGACUUUGGCUCCUCAUCAACUGUCAAUCCCAAGGUCAUGGCUGGUUUCCUUCUAGGAGACAAGAUCAUCUCCUACAACGCAUGCGCUGCUCAGCUGUUCUUUUUUGUAACAUUCGCCACUGUGGAAAAUUAUCUGUUGGCCUCAAUGGCCUAUGACCGAUAUGCAGCAGUCUGCAAACCCCUUCAUUACACCACCAUCAUGACCACCAGUAUGUGCACACGUCUGGCCAUAGGCUCUUCCAUCUGUGGUUUCCUGAAUUCUGUGAUCCAUGUUGGGGACAUCUUCAGUCUGUCCUUCUGUAAGUCCAAUGUGGUCCAUCACUUUUUCUGUGAUGUUCCAGCUGUCUUAGCUCUCUCUUGCUCUGAUAAACACCUUAGUGAAAUGAUACUUGUCUUAAUUUCAACCUUUAAUGUAUUUUUUGCUCUUCUGGUGAUAUUUAUUUCGUACAUUUCUAUAUUUAUCACUAUCUUGAAGAUGCACUCAACUAAGGGACAUAAAAAGGCUUUGUCCACCUGUGCUUCCCACCUCACCACUGUCUCUAUUUUCUAUGGUACCGUCAUCUUCAUGUACUUACUGCCCAGCUCCAGUCAUUCCAUGGACACAGAUAAAAUCACAUCUGUGUUCUACACCAUGAUCAUCCCUAUGCUGAACCCUCUGGUCUACAGCCUGAGGAACAAAGAAGUCAAGAAUGCCUUCAAGCACACGAUUGAGAGGUCAAGGUUUUCAAAACGGUUGGGAUUUUAA